AUGUAUGUUCUUACUGUGGCGUACAGCGCCCUUCUUCCUUUUCUCAAGAACGGCGAGCCUUAUGGAAUUGUGAAACAAACCCUGGACGAUACCACGAUGCUACCUCCAGGCCUUCGCACGCCACGUGAGGCUGUUCUCUAUUACGACCAAGUCUACUUCGAUCUGAUCAAUAAUGGCAAAGCAUAUCCGUUUAUCUAUCCUUGGGCGACUGUCGGUGCUGCAGUCAUCAUCGGCUACCUUCUCAUCGACCACCGGAAAUCUCCUUGGCUGCAGUGGGCACGAUGGCCAGUCUUCGCUUUUCUGUGUCUGUUCCAAGGCUGGUGUAUAGCAACGAAUCGAGCUCGAUACUGUGCGUCUGCAUUCGGCGUGGGCCUGCUAUCAUUCUGGGGUACUCUGUGGGUGGCUGCAAUCAUGAUAGCGAACGAUUGUCAGAGGGACUUCAAGCGAAUUGAGCGUCGUUCGGACACGACGGAACGGGCUGCAAACACCGAGACGAAUAGCAGUGCAUCAACCAUUGAACAGAAGGAACUCAACGCACGGCAAAGACGGCCCACCGCCCAGGGCUCUGACGGCAGCUCUGACGGCAAGCACAAUGAGAGCCGUAAUGAGCUCUACUGGCAAGAAUACCCAUCCGGACCUCUCAUAGCACGUCUCGACUGGGUAGCCGACUGCUUCUGCAGCUUUCGAGGUGUAGGUUGGAAUUGGCAAACUUCAGGCAUUCCACCACCACCACAAUGGGCACAGACUCAACUCGGCGAUAAUUCUAACACAGACAACACCACAAACGAUUCCCGCUAUACCAAAAGUCGAACCGGUAUUCGCCGCUUCUUCACACGCGCAGAGCUACUCCGAGAUUGCCUGAUCAGUCUCACAUCAACCUACUUCAUCCUUGAUUUCACGUUGACGUUGAUGCACCGGGACCCAUACUUCAUCGGGUACACUACAGCUUCAGCGCCAUCCCACCUUCCGCAGAUCAUCCAGAACUCACACUUUCUAACCAAGUCCUUCCGCCUCCUCCUCAGCCUGACAGGAAUCUACACAGCCUUGUACUCAAUCUUCAAGCUCGGCCCUCUCUUCUUUAGCUGUCUUCUCGGAUCAAAAGUGCUAGGUUUACGCGGCGAAGCCUGGAUGAAUCCCGCGGAUAUGUUCGGCUCUUACGCCAUGAUCCUCGAUAAGGGACUGGCAGGAUGGUGGGGAGGGUGGUGGCAUCAGACGUUCAGAUAUGGAUUCGAGGCACCUGCCACUGCUAUACUGGCUGCCACUGGCAUCGAAAAGAAGUCGACGAAAGGGAGACUGGUGUCGUUGUGCAUUGCUUUCUUCUUGUCAGGGUGCGUGCAUGCUUGUGGGAGUUACACCCAGCUUGGUGAUACAAGGCCGUUGCUCGGACCGAUGAGGUUUUUCCUACUGCAGGCAGUGGGCAUUAUGGCACAAACUGUCGCAACACACCAGCUCAGGACCGCGGGCAUUUUGGAGAAAUGUCCGAAACUGAUUAAGCAGGCCGCGAACUUCGCGCUGGUGCAUGUAUGGUUGUAUUACACAGCUCCGCUUCUUGUAGAUGACUUUGCUCAAGGUGGUGUUUGGCUGUUUGAGCCUCUGCCGUUCAGCGUGCUGCGCGGGCUAGGAUUCGGGGCGGUGGAUGAUCAGUUCUUCUGCUGGUGGCAUGGACUGUUCUGGUGGCGAACGGGUAAGCAUUGGUGGGAUACUGGCAUAGCAUUGUAG
This is a messenger RNA of Recurvomyces mirabilis, 1719 nucleotides long. RefSeq lists its product as uncharacterized. NCBI's taxonomy places the organism in Eukaryota, Fungi, Ascomycota, Dothideomycetes, Mycosphaerellales, Teratosphaeriaceae. The record is from RefSeq and is a predicted model, not a curated record. The coding region runs from base 1 to 1719 and encodes 572 amino acids. The transcript has 2 exons. Gene Ontology annotation, biological process: lipid metabolic process.